This is a messenger RNA of Stegastes partitus (bicolor damselfish), 2778 nucleotides long. RefSeq names its product glucosamine (N-acetyl)-6-sulfatase a (gene gnsa). The record is from RefSeq and is a predicted model, not a curated record. Gene Ontology annotation, molecular function: N-acetylglucosamine-6-sulfatase activity; glycosaminoglycan binding. The transcript has 14 exons. Bases 152 to 1780 code for a protein of 542 amino acids. Lineage: Eukaryota; Metazoa; Chordata; Actinopteri; Pomacentridae. Gene Ontology annotation, biological process: glycosaminoglycan metabolic process.
GGAAGUGCUGUCUCAAACAGAAACAGGGCCGAGCCUGUGCCUUUAUUUUCCCGCACGGAGGACUCGGUGACCGCAUUUCACGCUGUUCCGAGGCGCAGAACUGCGGCCACACACGGACAGUUUUAGCAGUUUACAGCUGAAUUUCGUAAACAUGGCCUCAAAUCGCUGCUGCCGCUCGACGUUAUUAAACCGUCUCCUAAUCUGCGUCACCUUGUGGAGCCACCUGAGCGGCGGCGCGUCCGCCAGAUCCAACCGGAGACCGAACAUCGUCCUCAUUCUCACCGACGACCUGGACGUCGCUAUCGGGGGUCUGAAUCCACUGAGCAAGACGAAGAAGCUAAUUGGCGAUGCAGGAAUAUCAUUCACCAACGCAUUCGUUGCCAGCCCGCUGUGCUGCCCCAGUCGAGCCAGCAUCCUGACGGGAAAGUACCCCCACAACCACCACGUCAUCAACAACACCUUGGAGGGGAACUGCAGCAGCAGAGCCUGGCAGAAGAGCGAGGAGGCCCAAACUUUCCCCGCCCUGCUGAGGACCUACGCCGGCUACAACACCUUCUUCGCCGGGAAAUACCUGAACCAGUAUGGACACGCUGAGGCCGGUGGGGUGGAGCACGUUCCUCCAGGCUGGAACUACUGGUUCGGACUGGAGAAGAACUCUAAAUACUACAACUACACUCUGUCUGUGAAUGGAAAAGCCCAGAAACACGGAGCCGAGUACAGCAAAGACUAUCUGACAGACGUUCUGGCCAACAUGUCUCUGGACUUCCUCCAGUAUAAAUCCAGCUACCAGCCCUUCUUCAUGAUGGUUUCCACUCCGGCCCCCCACUCCCCCUGGACGGCAGCCCCUCAGUACCAGAGCCACUACAACACCACCAAGGCCCCCAGAGAUCCCAACUUCAACGUCCACGGGAAGGACAAACACUGGCUGAUCAGACAGGCUAAAACUCCGAUGACCAACUCGUCCGUUCAGUUUCUGGAUGAUGCCUUCAGGAAACGGUGGCGAACUCUGCUGUCGGUGGACGACCUGGUGGAGAAACUGGUGGAUAGGUUGAAGGCCAGAGGUGAACUGGACAACACCUACAUCUUCUUCACCUCUGACAACGGCUACCACACCGGUCAGUUCUCUCUGCCCCUGGAUAAAAGGCAGCUCUAUGAGUUCGACAUCAGGGUUCCUCUCAUGGUCCGAGGACCCAACAUCAAACCCAACCAGACCAGCCAGAUGCUGGUGGCGAACGUCGAUCUGGGUCCGACCAUCCUGGACAUCGCCGGCUACGACGUCAACAAGACGCAGAUGGACGGGAUGUCCUUCCUGCCCGUUAUGGAGGGGAAGAUGAAUGCCAGCAGCUGGAGAACAGACAUCCUGGUGGAGUACGAAGGUGAAGGAAGCAACGUCUCCGAUCCGGCCUGUCCUCUGCUGGGACCGGGAGUGUCGGAGUGUUUCCCAGACUGCGUGUGCGAGGACUCGUACAACAACACCUACGCCUGCGUGCGAACGGUGGCCUCUUCUGCCAACCUGCAGUACUGCGAGUUUGACGACAACGACGUGUUUGUAGAAGUCUACAAUGUGACAGCGGACCCCUACCAGCUGAGCAACAUCGCUAAAACCAUCGACCACGACAUCCUGGAGAAGAUGAACCACCGGCUGAUGAUGCUGCAGUCCUGCUCCGGGCAGUCGUGUCGGACCCCCGGCGUCUACGAUUCCAGGUACAGAUUCGACCCUCGACAGAUGUUCACCAGCCACAGCUGGCGGCUCAGCAAGCUCCGCCAGACGAUGAAAUAAGGAGGACGGGCGGAGGAGGAAGAAGGGCUGUGUCGUGUUUCUCUGCAUUCAGCCUUUCCCGCUGUUGUUGCCUUGAUUUUGGCCUCCGGAGCCAGAAGGUGGAUGGAGAAGGGAAUCGAUGGGAGGCGUAUUUUUAGGGAAAAUGUAGGUGGGUCGCCGUGGAAACCCGCCUUUUAAACUUCCUGUCCGGGCCGCCGUUAAGUCGGUUUGUCAGUAGGUGUGAGAGAAAGUGAGAUUAUUCAAGACUGGUUCACGCUAGCAAGCCAUGAUUUCAAACCCCGUCUUCGUUUCUGCGUUAUUUGGCGCCGAACCACCGCUCGGUCACUCAUAUCUGUUUAAAGCGUUCACAUCUGCUCGUCUAAUAUAUCUGGUUUGUUCUCACAGCAUUUGGGUGGUUCUCAGUAAUUUUAGGAAGUUUGGAAGUUGCUGCUGGAAGUGGCAGAAAGUGAGAAAUUGCAGCUGUAAAGAGACUUUUGCUGUUAUUUUAUAUCAUUUCUUCUAAAACCGAAAAAUGUGCUCAUUAUUUAAUUGCCCGUAACAAAUCUGUCUCUACAGUUAUAAGACAUUUAAAGGAAUUAUUUUGCUCGACAAACUUGUUAUUAACUGAUUAUUAAAGUAAAUCCUAACGUUUUUCCUUGUUUAUUACAAAUUAAGAGACAGUCUUUAAGGAUAAUUGUUUAUUUUUUGUUUGUUUUUUAAACCUGGAGUUUAAUUUUAUCGUCUUUUUCAGCUUAAAUGAUUAAAAGUGACAAAAAAUGUUUGGAAUUGGUGCAAAUACGAGCGAGAAUGCUGUAACAAGCUGACGGCAAAAUCCCUGAUUAUUAUUUUGACUCAAAAAAGAUGGAAACCUUAUAAAAAUGCUAGAAUUAUCCUUUAAACGCUGCUUUUCAACGUGCAGUAAAGCAGGCAGCAAGUUAAAACUGUCUUUAACAACCCAGUUAUCAGUUGUUUACCCAAAUUAGUCAAGUUUCCAGAGCAACAUGAUUCCUUUAAAUACC